UUUCUGAGAGGUUUGUAAAUGUCAUCAAUAAAAUCUGUGUUGAUAUGAUUGAUUAGAUGUAACCUUUCAUGUUUUUAAGAUUUUGGUAGGAAGAAUCAUUGUAAAUGGAAGAGAUACUAUCUUGUUUUUAGUAUUAUAAGUGAUAAGUUUUGGUUCUAAUUUACAGGCAUUUUAUAAAUACACAGUUUUGUACCAAGGGAUGUACUAGCAAAGUAAGGAAGCAUCAAAUUACUUUGCCUUGUGUUAACUAGCUCUACACAUAAUGAGGUUGGCAGAAGUUCUUAUUGCUAGUCUCUACCUCAUGGUUGGCUGUGCAGCAAUAUCCCACCCUCUCUCAGUCAAUCUUGGUUCUAGCUCUUGGACAAUGCAGAAUAGUAAUGGGAGUAUUCGAGUAGGAGCUACAGUGCCAGGAGGAAUAUACACUGACUUACGCACUGCCAAUAUUCUCACUGAAGACAUAUUUUACCGCUUCAAUGACAUUGAUUAUCGUUGGGUUGCUAGAGACAAUUGGACAUAUUCAACAUCGUUUGAUGUUGACCCACAGUUGUUGACAAAGGACAAAGUGUACUUGGAGUUUGAGGGGUUGGAUACUGUUACUCGGGUGUUGCUCAAUUCUCAACUGCUCGGAGAAACUAAAGAUAUGUUCAUCCUCUACCGUUUUGAUGUGAAGAAUUUACUGAAAACAUCUAACAACAGCCUGGAAGUCCAGUUCACCUCUGCUAUCUGGGCAGCGAAACAGUUCUCUACUGAGACGCCAUACUUGGUACCUCCAGUCUGCGUUCCUCAGGAGUUUCAUGGAGAGUGUCAUGCCAACUAUAUACGCAAGAUGCAGGCUUCUUUUGCUUGGGACUGGGGCCCUGCCUUCCCUUCUGUUGGGAUCUGGAAAAACGUGACUUUGCGUGCAUACAAUGUGGCAUUUGCAAGACACGUGACUGUUGAGACUAUACCAGACUCGUCAUACUGGAAUGUAACUGUGACCCUGUACCUGGAUGUUGUUAACAAUGUCACUGGCACUCUCUCUACUACCCUGAUACUGGGUGACACAAACAUCACUUCCCAACAACAAGCCUCCAUCUCCUCUCAGCAUAACAAUGCCACAACUACCUUCUGUGUACCCAAGGACCAAGUGGCUAUGUGGUGGCCCAAUGGGUAUGGCAGUCAGGCCUUGUAUCAGCUCUUUGUGGGAUUCCAGUCUCAACAAGAGACCACUCAGACUUCUGUCCUUGUUGGCUUCCGCACCAUAAAAUUAGUUCAGGAAGAAGCCGUUCCCAACAAACCAAAUAAAGGCUUGACCUUCUACUUUGAAGUGAAUGGGGUAGCAGUAUUUGCAAAGGGCUCCAACUACAUCCCAGCACACAUCCUUCCUGAGUUGGGGGCUGAACCAGCUCUCCUGCACAGGAUACUGACAGGAGCAAGGGAUGCCAACAUGAACAUGCUACGCGUCUGGGGGGGUGGUAUCUAUGAGUCUGAUCUUUUCUAUCAGAUCUGUGAUGAGCUGGGAAUACUCAUCUGGCAGGACAUGAUGUUUGCAUGCAGCAUGUAUCCGGCAACAGAUGAGUUCCUGGCAACAGUUGCCACAGAGGUGACACAGCAGAUACAGCGGUUGCAGCAUCAUCCCUCCAUAGCCAUAUGGGCUGGCAACAAUGAAAAUGAAUCAGCUCUUCGAGACAAUUGGUACGGAACACAGGCAAAUUUCAGUCUGUUUAAGGCAGACUACAUCAAACUGUAUGUGGAUACAAUGCGGCCGAUUGUUCUGAGUUUAGACAAAACUCGGAGUUAUGUCACUUCUAGUCCAUCAGAUGGAAAAGAGACAGAGAGAGAAGGAUUUGUCGCUGAGAAUCCUUCAGAUACAAGAUAUGGUGAUGUUCAUUGGUAUCAAUAUACUCUGGACUUGUGGGACUCUGCGGUAUUCCCGAAAACCCGUUUUACGUCAGAGUAUGGGAUAAUGUCUUUGCCAUCAAUUGAAUCAUUCACUAACAUCACACUGCCUGGCGAUCUCUCACUGUCCUCCGAGUUCAUGAACAGCAGACAGCAUCAUCUUGGCGGUUAUGAGCAAAUCACUCUUCAAACUCAGUACAACCUUUAUAUACCUGAGAAUGCUGAUCUAGAGACAUUUAUCUAUCUGAGUCAGGUAAACCAAGCCAUGUGUAUCAAGACAGAGACAGAAUCUUACAGACGAGGGCGCAACUCGGUAGAUCACCUUGGCCAAGGGUUGACUAUGGGAGCUCUCUACUGGCAGCUCAAUGAUGUGUGGCAAGCUCCAUCCUGGUCCUCACUCGAACUAAGCGGGAAAUGGAAGAUGCUACACUAUUUUGCAGUUAAUUUUUUUGCACCAAUUUUGGUAUCUCCCAGUGUAGACAUUACGAAGCAACUUAGAGUUCAUGUAAUCUCAGAUCUCAACUUGAACACAUCAAUGAAUGCAGAAGUUCAAUUGAAUGUGUAUAACUGGCAUUCAUUUACUCCUGUUCUUACAGAGACAUAUCCAAUUACCAUGAUGAAAGCACAAGUGAUAGACUUGGGAUCUUGGAACAGUGUCGGACUGCUGCAUUCUAUAGACGACUGCAGGUAUGGAGGUCAGCCAGAAGAGAACUGUUUCUUCUACUUUUCCAUUCUGGCAAGCGAUGGUUUGACCAAGCUAGGACCUGACAACUUUUAUUUUCCUGUGCCGUUGCAUUCCAUUAAUGGACCAUCUAGACCUAACAUUCAGGUAGUGGACGUGACACCUGGGAAAGAUGAUCGAGAAGUGGUAGUUACCCUGAGCUUUGACGCUAUUGCUCUGUAUGUUUGGCUUGACGCUGUUGGUGUAGCAGGUCAUUUCUCCCACAACGGUUUUCUGCAGAUCACUAACUGCACACAGCUGACCUUCACUGCUGAGCAGCCAGUUGAUGUGCAAGUCUUCAGUUCGUCACUAGUAAUCAAAUCAUUACCACUGCCUUCAGAUUCUCUAUGAAUGAAUCAGAAAGCAAUGAUUUUUUGACAAUUGUUAUAAAAGUGUUUAAAAAUAAACUUCAGUACACUGUU
Molecule: messenger RNA, 3021 nt
Organism: Homalodisca vitripennis (glassy-winged sharpshooter)
Lineage: Eukaryota; Metazoa; Arthropoda; Insecta; Hemiptera; Cicadellidae
Product: beta-mannosidase-like
Exons: 15
Coding region: 263-2950 (895 amino acids)
Biological process (GO): carbohydrate metabolic process; glycoprotein catabolic process
Molecular function (GO): beta-mannosidase activity
Source: RefSeq, a predicted model, not a curated record